Molecule: messenger RNA, 3395 nt
Organism: Blepharisma stoltei
Lineage: Eukaryota; Ciliophora; Heterotrichea; Heterotrichida; Blepharismidae
Source: the annotation of a GenBank genome assembly
AUGGAUGACCGAUAUCCAUUUAAAAAUUGAAAAGAGUCAAGCCAUUGCCAAAGAAACAGGUAUUUAGCUUCACACAAUGCAAAUAACAACACCGCAGGCUUGAGAUUUGAUUUGAGUUAUGAGAUUAUCUCUUCCUCAAUACUCAGAAUUGACGGAGGAAUAAAAUUUACUUGUCGCAGCCUAUUUGAAGACAAUCCUUUUCUUCAAGGAGAAAUUAUAAUGUAUAAGAAUGAAUGCAUCCACGUUUAUCUAGACGAAAUAAACCCGAUUUUCCCACGAUUUCGAAUCCCUAGUGGCGAUAUUUUAAACCCACAAGCUUUAGAAAAAAUUGAUUUUUCUUGUAUAUUCCUGUUUACCAAUAAUAGCCCACUAAGGAGCAUUUUUGGUUCGCCAUUCUUAAAUUUGGUUAGCCAGAAAAUAUGGCAUGCUAACGGAUUUGGUAUAGGAAUUGCCCAUCCUCGGGCAAUUAGUAUAAGCCAGCUAUUGCCCGGCCAACCAAAAAAUGCUGCUUAGUGGGCUAUUCUUGGUAAAUAAGUAUAGAAAUUUCAGAAAGAAAUGCUAUUUUUACUUGAAAUAAAGCAAAAUAUGAAAUAAAUUUUUCUCCUAUUUUAAUAAAAGGAUAUUUUAAAGGCUCCCUGACUGUAUCAGCUAAUGCAUCUUCUUUAAUGAAUUUUGAAAGAUAUAGAAAAUUCACAGACGACAUUAGACCAAAAAAUCAAGAAAAAAAUCAAAAUUUCCCAAUACCAACAAUAGACUCUGCUGGGAUUUAUAAAGAAAAAAAUGGAAAUUUAGAGAUUUUUCAAGACCUUUGGGUGGAAAAAUAUUUCGGAUUUACUGAUAUAAAAUAUCGUGGGCCUUGUAGUGUAGCAAUGGAUUUUGAGUUUGCAGAGGCCACCCAUGUGUAUGGUUUAGCUCACCAUGCUGACGAUUUACCAUUAAAAGAUACAGUAAAUUCUGACCCGUACCGGUUUUUUAAUUUUGACCAUUAUAAAUUUCAUUUAGGAGAAAAAUCAGCCUUAUAUGGAGCGUCUCCAUUUAUAGUAAGCAGAAGUCAAAAAAAUUAUUCAGCUGGAGUGUUUUGAAUGAACGGGUCUGAGACUUGGAUUGACAUAAAGACCUGGGACAGAACUAAGCAGACGCACUGGAUGUCAGAAGCAGGGGUCAUGGAGUUUAUUAUGUUUGUUAAUAAAUCUCCUCUAUCAAUUAUCAAAAAGUUCACAAUGGCUACUGGUCCAGCCCAACUGCCCCCUCUUUUUGCCUUAGCAUACCAUCUCAAUCUUAAUUAGCAGAUUUGCUUUGCUGGUAGGGUUACACAGUCAUCAAGGAUGCUUAAGAGUUUCAUCUGCUUUGUGAGAUUCCCUGUUGGGCACUUGAACGGUUGAGAUGGCUUAGCUGGCAAGUUGCCUCAGCUCCUUUUCCGGACGUUGAUUCUACGAAAAUCUAGAGUAUCUUGCUUGAACACUCCCCUUGCCUUCACGCUCCAUUGUUGAGUGGUGGACUAUGAACUUCUGCAGCGCUGUAUCGGGAAAUUGAAGAGUAGCUUGAUUCAGGGAGAAACCUGGAGUCCAACGGGCGCUGGAUUCAUACCCUCAGCAGCUAAAGAAAAAACUUAAUCCCUGGGCAUAGGCCUCGGUGGGAUCUUAUUUUCGACCCCAUUAAAUUAACCCCCUCAUCCUCACCCUCACCCUUGGGCCCAUGCCACAACUACUGGAUCGUGGUGAAGCACUUUAGAGUUUGAUGCGGUUAAGCCGCCAUUUGAUGAAUAUACCUUAGCCUACCAUCAAUCGCGGUGAGACUACAACACUCAAUCCGAAGUCCUCGAAAUUUCUUCAAAUUUCGAUAAAAAUGAUUUACCUCACGACUCAAUUUGGCUUGACAUAGACACAGUUGACAGCUUUGCCUACAGAACUUGGAACUACCAGAACUAUCCUUCUCCUAUAGAAAUGCUUGAUUUCCUCUCCCUAAAUGGUCGAAAACUUUUUGUUAUUGCUGACCCUCACAUAAAAAGAAGUUUUUCCUAUGACCUUUAUAGAGAGCUAUCAGAAAAAAAAUUUUUUGUAAAUGAUAAAAAUGGUUUAGAAUGAAUGGGAGACACCUGGCCUGGGAAUUCUUGCUGGCCUGAUUUAUCAAGACCUGAGGUCCGUGACCUUUGAGGAUCCUAUUACAGCUUUGAAAAUCAUAAAGACUCUACAAUGGCUUUAUUGUUCUGAAAUGAUAUGAAUGAGCCUGCUAUUGCAUCUGGGCCUGAAAAAACCUUGUCAAGAAACUCUUUACAUAAUCAAUAUGAGCAUAGGGAGCUGCACAAUUUAUAUGGACUCUAUACACAAAAAGCAUCAUAUGAAGGGGUAUAUAAAAGAAAUGGGAAAAAAGAAAGGCCUUUUGUAUUGGCCAGGUCAUUUUUCAGCGGAUCUCAAAGGUAUGGCGCUACAUGGGCAGGAGAUAACCUAGCUAGCUGGGGUUAUUUAGACAUUUCUAUACCAUUAAUUUUACAAUGUGCGGUAAGUGGGCUAAGCUUUACAGGCUCUGAUAUAGGAGGUUACUGCUUUGAUCCUAGCCCUGACCUCUAUUCUCGGUGAUUCCAAAUAGCAGCGUAUUACCCAUUUUUCCGAUGCCACUCGCAGAAUGAGUCAAAACGCAGAGAGCCCUGACUAUUUGCAGAGCCAGUCCUCAGUAAAAUCCGUAUUGCUAUACGAGAACGAUAUAGGCUCCUUCCAUAUUGAUAUACUUUAUUUUACAAAUACAGCACUAAAGGUACCCCUGUGGUAAUUCCUAUGUUUGCAAUGUACCCAAAUGAUGAUAAUGCUGCUGAUUUGGACAGACAAUUUAUGGUCGGCUCAGGGAUUCUUGUAGCUGCUAUUACUCAGGAAAAUCAAGAUAAAGUCUCUGUGUAUAUUCCUGAAGGAAAAUGAUAUGAUUAUCACAGCUAUAUAGAGGUUAAAUCAGGAAAAUUAUUGGUGGAUACAGAAGAGUAUUGGGUUCCAGCCUAUAUUAGAGGAGGAAGUAUUAUAACUAGACAAGAAAAAGUAAGAAAAUGCUCAAAAGAUAUGUAUAAUGAUCCUUAUAGCUUUAUAGUAGCACUCAAUGAUGAGGGAAAAGCUUCAGGAAGCCUUUAUAUUGAUGAUACUUUGACGUUUAGAUAUCUAGAUGGUGAGUUUAUUUAUGCAAAAAUAGAGCUCUCAGAAGGGAUUUUUAAAUAUGAAAUCCAAAAAGGGCAUAUAGAUCUGAAUAAUGUUGUGGAAAAAAUCGUGAUUAUAGGAAUAAAACAAGUGCCUAGAAAAAUUGAACAAGAAAACCAAAGGGAAAUUGAUUUUCAAGUAAAAGGAAAUACAGUUUUUAUAUAUCCCAAGGCUGUAAAAAUCGAUCAGUCCUUUGUAAUAAAAUUAGCUUACAUUUAA